This is a messenger RNA of Coregonus sp. 'balchen', 6156 nucleotides long. Lineage: Eukaryota; Metazoa; Chordata; Actinopteri; Salmoniformes; Salmonidae. The record is from the annotation of a GenBank genome assembly.
AGAAGAUUUACCGACAUCUAAUUUCCUGAGGAUUUGUUUUUUUCUUCGCUAGAAACGGACACAGUAUUUAACACAUCCAUAUUGUUUAUAAAGAAGCUAUUUUAUUUAUUAUUUAGAUUCAGCUACUACUCAGUUCCAUUUUGCAAGGAGGUAAGGAGGGUUAUUUUGUUUCACUAUCAAAGCUUGCUGCUAGCCUAAUGUCGUGGGACCAGAUGGCGUUGGUUAGCGUUAGCUAGCCUUCCAUGUUUAGCUACAUUUUGUCUGCUAGUUAGCAAGUUGUUUAACUAACGUUAGUUAGCUAGUCUUUCUAAAGUUUUUUUCACCCCUAGCGAACAAUGACUCGGCAUGGGAAAAAUUGUACGGCAGGAGCCGUUUACACCUACCACGAGAAAAGGAAGGACACUGGUGAGUCUUUGCAACGUUGGUUAACGUUAGCUAGCUAUGUAUGCUAGCUAAGCGUCAUCUGCUCCCUCUUAUAGCGGCAUCGGGUUAUGGGACGCAAAGUGUGCGUUUGGGAAAGGAUGCCAUCAAGGACUUCGACUGCUGUUCCCUUUCUCUCCAGACCUGCAGGGACCCCGUUGUAACGUAAACUGCAAUCCCCCUUGUCUCACACAAACACACACACAUAAUUGUUGUUUAACUAGCUAAAACCAGUUUGUGUGUGUCGUAAAAAGCGGUGUUAAUGUUGUAUCUCCAGUCCAGAUGGGUACUUGUAUGAAAAACAGGCCAUUCUGGAGUACAUACUCCACCAGAAGACCGAGAUCGCCAAGAAAAUGAAGGUAACUGGCUUUCCUAUGGUCCUAUUUGGGGGACCGAGUGGCGCAGCGCCCGGGCUGUAUCACAACUGUUCUUAACUGGCUUGCCUAGUUAAAUAAAAAUAAAUACUACAGAAAACACCUAGGCUAGUAAUAGGGUGGCCAAUAAAAAAAGCAUAUUUUGACCAAUGGGUAUGUUAAUCAAUGGAGGCCAGAGAAAAAAGUGGUAAAAAAAUCAGGAAAAUUGCAUCGCUUCAGCAAGGCUGGAUUCUGUGCCAGAAUUAAGGCUACUGGCUACCUGACACUUUCCAGUUGAACUCGUCAUAUUUGUUAUCGAAUCCGCAGGAUAUAAAACUAUAUAAAGGUAUCGAUUUUGAGACAUGACGUAGUAUUUUAGUAUACACAUUUCAUAUUAAUUAGAAAUUCCUGUUCUUUUUUAAAGAUUUCUCACAAAAACAAGUAUCUCUGUGAAAUGUUAAUGGAGCACUGAGUGUAUACCAAGUUUAUUUUCAAAGCCUUUUACAUUUAAUUAGGCUUGUCAUGUUAAUUUAGCUUCUUGCGACCCGCGGUAAAAACUUUGAAGACGACCACUAAAGUCCUCAAAAGUUGUUUCAAGAAACCUGUACCGCUAUGUCAACAGAGCUCGGUGCUUAUUAUCGGAUGUAUUAGGUUUCAAAAUCCUACUUUUUUAUAUCAUGUUAAUUAUAUGUCAGAGAAAGACCACACUGAACGAUUCAGAACCUGAAUAAUCAUAUUUGUCUUGGCCUUAUGAAUUGUCUCUGUCUUCAUCUAACCCCUCUCUCUGUCCGUCUUAGGCGUACGAGAAGCAGAAGCAGACUCAGAAGAGUGACAGUCGUCUGGAGUCUAAAUCGGAGGAGAGGGGGAUAGCAGAGAGGUUCAAGACCAGGGAGAACAGCAUCGUGUCCAAACCCAUCAACCCCUUUACCUCUGGUAAGUGUGUGUGUCCACCAGCUUGGGAGGGACGUAGGACAGCGAACAGUAGAUUGAGUUAAACUAACCUAUCUCUUCAGGCCAGGCCAAAGAGUCAGACAGCCAGAGUGUUGCGGGUGCAUCAGCCAGUACAUCCAAAGCCGACUCCUCUGCUCCUGCCGCCGGCACCAGCUCCUCCCAGUCCCUGCCCAGCUUCUGGAUCCCCAGUCUCACCCCAGAGGCCAAACCCACCAUACUCAAGAAACCUGUGAGUGAAAGUUCUAAAGUGUUAGCUUAUCACACAUUUUCUCUCUUUCUCUCUCCCUGUUUCUCUUGUUCAACACUGCUGUCUGGUCACUUGUUUUCCUUUACUGAGGACCUGACCUUUGUGUCCUAGGGAAGCAAUUGUUGACUCUUCCACUGCCAAGAGCUUGUUGGGUUUCUUGUCCAAAUGUCGACGUCAUUGCGCUCCCUGUCUGUCCUCUCUUUCUCUCGCUCUCCAUAUCUCCAUUAGCUGUUAUCUCUCUGAGGUCAGCUUGUCCCCAGGUGUUUGAUCUAUCAGUCUUUCCUUCUCCCGCUCCACCAUACACCCAACACACAUUUUAGUUGUUUGCUACUUCAAUGGGUUUGUGCAAAGCAAAUUAUUGACCCAAUAAAGGGGAUUUCAAAUUCAAUCAUCUCGCUCUCUUCCCCUCUCCCUCAGAGUAAGACGGUGGUGUGUCCCAUGUCUGGCCGGCCUCUGAAGAUGAACGAGCUGAUCAACGUGCACUUCACUCCUCUGGACCCCAGUCUGGACCGGGUGGCCCUGCUCGCACGCCAGGUCAGUGCCUGACCACACCACAACCUCUGCACACUGUUACACAUUAUCUCUUACGCCAUAUCUCUCUCACUCUCUCUCAUUCCUUUAUACUCUUUCUUGCUCUUUUCUCACAUUUUGUGUUUGUUGGACAGGUGUGCAAAAUAGAGAUAAUAACGUGUACACUAUCAGUCCCGAGACCCCAGCAAAAAUCGGCUUUUCAUUUAUCUGACUUUCAUUUAUGUCCAGCCCUUAUAUUUAGCCUCACAAUGAAGUGUUUUACCAUUUAUUUUCAGGACAACCAGGGCUACAAGUAGAACACAAAACAAUUUUACAUAAAUAGUUGCAUUCAUGAGUUUUAUUGAUGAAUGUCUAAAAAAAAGGACAGCCAAAGUAAAAAUGUGCGAAAAGUGAAUUUACAAGUACAGAAAUGUUUUGCUCACUGGGAAAUAAAUGUCCAACUAGUCAGUGACUACUGUUUGGAGUUUGUGAUAGAAACUAUAUGAUUCCCUAUGAUCUAUGUAGAAGAACCACUUACCUUCUAACAACUGUUGUGUAGCUUGUGAGCGUCCUAGAGCAUGUUACAGGUUCGUGUGAGUCUCAGCUUUUCAUAAAUGGUGUGUAGCUCAAACCAUUCUGACUAUAGACAUUUUUGUAAAAAGACCCGGGCCUCAUCUGGAUCCGCCCUUCUCUCACAUACACCGCUCUAGCUCAGCCCCCGUUAAUCACGCAGACUAAUCGUUGGUACAGUGCCUGCCAAAAGUAUUCAUCCCCCUUGGCAUUUUUCCUAUUUUGUUGCAUUACAAACUGUAAUUUAAAAUUGAUUUUUAUUUGGAUUUCAUGUAAUGGACAUACACAAAAUAGUCCAAAUUGGUGAAGUGGAAUGAAAAAAAUACAGAUCAGGGUUGGGUUAUACUUUUUUUUAUCAGAAACUUUGAACAUCCCUAGGAGCACCAUUUUUAAAAAUCCAUUAUUAAAAAAUGGAAAGAAAAUGGCACCACAACAAACCUGCCAAGAGAGGGCCGCCCACCAAAACACACAGACCAGGCAAGGAGGGCAUUAAUCAGAGGCAACAAAGAGACCAAAGAUAACCCUGAAGGAGCUGCAAAGCUCCACAGCGGAGAUUGGAGUUUCUGUCCAUAGGACCACUUUAAGCCGUACACUCCACAGAGCUGGGCUUUACGGAAGAGUGGCCAGAAAAAAGCCAUUGCUUAAAGAAAAAAAAUAAGCAAACACGUUUGGUGUUUGACAAAAGGCAUGUGGGAGACUCCCCAAACAUAUGGAAGAAAGUACUCUGGUCAGAUGAGACUAAAAUUGAGCAUUUUGGCCAUCAAGAAAAACGCCAUGUCUCCGCAAACCCAACACCUCUCAUCACCCCGAGAACACCAUCCCGACAGUGAAGCCUGGUGGUGGCAGCAUCAUGCUGUGGGAAUGUUUUUCCAUCGGCAGGGACUGGGAAACUGGUCAGAAUUGAAGGAAUGAUGGAUGGUGCUAAAUACAGGGAAAUUCAUGAGGGAAACCUGUUUCAGUCUUCCAGAGAUUUGAGACUGGGACGGAGGUUCACCUUCCAGCAGGACAAUGACCCUAAGCAUACUGCUGAUGCAAUGCUCGAGUGGUUUAAGGUGAAACAUUUUAAAUGUCUUGGAAUGGCCUAGUCAAAGCCCAGACCUCAAUACAAUUGAUAAUCUGUGGUAUGACUUAAAGACCCAUCCAAUUGAAGGAGCUGGGCCAGUUUUGCCUUGAAGAAUGGGCAAAAAUCCCAGUGGCUAGAUGUGCCAAGCUUAUAGAGACAUACCCCAAGAGACUUGCAGCUGUAAUUACUGCAAAAGGUGGCUCUACAAAGUAUUGAGUUUGGGGGGGGUGAGUAGUUAUGCAUGCUCAAGUUCUGUUUUUUGUCUUGUUUCUUGUUUGUUUCACAAUGUUGUGUAAAUCAAAUGAUACAAACCCCCCCCAAAAAAUCCAUUUUAAUUCCAGGUUGUAAGGCAACAAAAUAGGAAAAAUGCCAAGGGGGUGAAUACUUUCGCAAGCCACUAUCUUCAGAUGCAGAAGAAAUGGACAAAUACAAUACCGAGAAGUCUGUAGCUCAAACACACAAGGUUUAAAAGGGGUCAGAAAUCCAAAAAAGUGUUGGCAUUACUCAUGGGACUCAUUGGAUUAAUAGCUUGUGUAAUGUUGUUUCCAGGAGAGGUACCUGUGUGCCGUGACUAAAGACACUCUGGGUAACAGUGUCCCCUGCUCCGUUCUCAAACCCUCGUAAGUAAACCCCUCUUCAGUUACUUUAUUUACUGGACUCUCUCUAUAUCAAGCCACCCCUACUACCUUGUUUCUUCAUCUCUCUUUCUCUCUCACCCCUCUUUCUCUCUCCCUCCUCCUUUCUCUCCCUCCUCUCAGUGGGGCGGUGGUGACUCAGGAGUGUGUGGAGAGGCUGAUCAGGAAGGACAUGACGGACCCGAUUACCGGAGACAAACUCACAGAGAAGGACAUCAUCCCACUGCAGAGGGUGAGCGUUUGUGUGUGAGUGUUAGAGCGUGUGUGAUCAAGCAAGUGAGUCUGUUUGUGUGUUCUCGAGUUUGAAAGAGUAUGUACGUGCGAGACAUAGCAGGGUACUUGGUUUGUAAGGGUAUUUGAAGACCGGCUGAUGUUAAUGCUGAUAUAAUAUUUUCUAUUUGAUUCCUUCCUAGGGUGGAACUGGGUUUGCAGGCUCUGGAGUGGGUCUGAAAGCUAAAGAGGCUCGACCCGUAAUGAUGGUGUGAUGGUUCAGAGACGAUGGUCAACAUGAUAAAGGUGUAUACUUGAGAUUAUUUGUACAUAUGGUUGUCGGUUCUUGUAUGGAGUCUGAGAAUUCCAACUGAUAUUUUUAAGCUUUGUUACACACACACUUACAAAACAGGGCUCUACGCUGACCUCUUUUACAAGGAGCACGUGUGUGCUUAAGUUGAAACAUGUAGGUGCACACAAAGACAUUUAGAAGGUAAAAUAUUUGGUGUUAAAGCUAGAAUCCUUAAUUUUUCUAGGUGCACUGGUGCUCCUAAAUUAAAAUUCCUGGCUGCACAGCAAAGUAUUUAGGUGCAUAUGUGAGUAAAAUGGUCGUACUGUAGAGCCCUUAGAAAUUUCCUUUUUAUUUCUUUCUGGCAAAAAACAAACCUACACCAAUUUAAUGAGCAACCGUAUUUAAUAAAAAAUUAAAUUGACUCCUAGACAAACAGUCUGUGUUUUAUUGGCUGAGUGUUGGGGUCAAGGAGGUCACAGAGGUCAGAGUUCUUCGUGACCCUCAUCCACCGACAUACCUCCAUAGUCAGUCAGCGUGCUUGACUUCAGGAAGUCGACCUUGUCCAUGACCUCCGAGAGAGAGAGACGCCCAUCCUAAGAGAGAAGGAGGGGGAUGGAGGAUAAGGGAAGUAGAAGAUAAAGAUUGAGAGAAAUGGAGAAAGGAAUCUGGGCAAACUAACAUUAGACAAUUCACCAUUUAGCAGGUGGAGGUGGUGUGGUAAACUGUUCAAGCACCAGGAAACAAAUUACAUUUGAGUAAUUAAGUUGCUUAGGACAGUAGUUAAUGCUAUGUCAUGAAGAAAAAUAAAACUGUCUUUUUGUAGAAAAACCAACAUGGCUUUAUUUUAAAUUCAGAGAUAAAUGUUUCACCACAAAAGUGUCAUUCAAUUGUCUCCUGCCUCCCCC